Messenger RNA from Serendipita indica DSM 11827, 7008 nucleotides. The record is from the annotation of a GenBank genome assembly. NCBI's taxonomy places the organism in Eukaryota, Fungi, Basidiomycota, Agaricomycetes, Sebacinales, Serendipitaceae.
AUGUCGACACCAGGAGCUCGUGACAAAAAUCUUGACAAAGUCUUCCUAGACGCUGUCCACGGUCGACGGGAGCUUGGUCCCCGGCAAUACCAUCACUUCCUCGAGGGCAUCUGCAUUCAGCCCGUUCGUUCUAUAUGUAUCGGCAAGCUCGUUGGGUCACCAAAUGCCAUGGAUCUUCUCAACAAGGCCAUGUGUCAUGAUCUCAAGCCCGCUUUCUGCAAUGGUCUGGGCGCGAAGGUUUUGAAGUAUCUCGCCUCGGAUGGACUCUCGGUCAUCGGAGAGGGCCAGAUACUGAAAAGUAUCUUGCUACGUAUCGUUCAGCCGGCGCAUUUCUGGCACGCCCUCGUCCAGGCCUUGCGGGGUGGCGAGUUGGACGACAAGGGCAAAUUUGGUGCCGCAUGGCUCCUCUUCACCUUGAUCGAUAUCCUCCCUCACGACGAUAGUGCCCCUUUCCGAGAGGUGGCACUCGAGGACGGUAUCAUUGAGCUCCUCGAUAAAUCCGCCGACAUUGACGUUCGAAACCUCGCCGCAAAGCUCAAGCAUCGUAAUCAGAUUCACGUUACGGCUCCUGUCAGCUCCGCUGAAACUGGACCCGGGGGACGACAUGAUAACGACUUUGUCGACUUUCGGGAGGUUGCUGUCAUCCCAUCCGCUGAUGAGAUUCGCUCUACGCAACCCGCUUUUAUUCGCCCUAGUACAAUGUUCGACGACGAUGAAAAUUAUGGUCAGAGACAGGCCGUGUAUCUCGACAAUCAGUUCCGCCUUCUCCGUGAAGACAUGCUGUAUGAGAUACGCGACGAAUUACAGGCCCUGGUGACCCGGAAGAAGAACCGGAACUUUGUCCUGGAUGGUCUCACUCUCCACGAUGUUCAUUACCUUCCCACCGAUCCUCAGAAAAAGCGUGGGGUCCGCUGGGGCAUUGUGCUCAAGCGUGGAGCAGACUUCCGUGAGCUCAAGCAGAAGAAUAUUGUUGACACCAAUAAGCGGAAGAAGUGGUUUAUGGACAAUCGAAAUGUCCUGAAACAUCUCUCAGUGGCAUACCUUGCCAAUGACCAAGAGAUCAUUGCCCUUACUACGAUAGAAAGGGAUGAAGAUUUUCUGGUCAGAACCCCUCCCGAGGUGGUACUCCAUAUCGAGGGUGCCGCCAGCACAGUUCAUGCACUCGUCACGCUCAAAUCGCUUUCAAACAUACAACUUAUCCAACUCAACACCGCUAUUUUCGCGUACCAGCCAAUUCUACAAGCGCUACAAGAGACGAAAGAGAUUCCUCUCACAGAGGCAAUCCUGUUUUGGAAGCUCGGUGCUCAGCCAAAGACUCGUCACGUCAUUCCUCAUAAAAUUAUCAACUCAUUACAGAAUGAUCCUACGCAAGAUUUGCGGCCGAUUCUUAAGACGAACAAGCCAAUUCGUCUAGACGCGUCUCAAGGGAAAUCGUUAUUGGAAGGUCUGACGAAAGAAUUAUCGUUAAUCCAAGGUCCCCCUGGUACGGGAAAAUCAUUUAUUGGAGCCCUCAUAGCAAAGGCGCUGCACGACUUUGGGGGACAGCGAAUCCUGCUCGUCUGCUACACAAAUCAUGCUUUGGAUCAGUUCCUCGAAGAUCUGAUGGAUAUCGGCAUCCCGCAUGAUAGCAUGGUUCGUCUAGGGGGGAAAUCGACAACGCGGACAGAGUCACUCUCAUUGAACAAAAUACAGAACAAAGACCGAGCUUUCAAAUUUACUUGGGGUGACCGGGCUGUCAUGCAGGACUUGGAGACGAAGAUUCGUUAUACUAGCAAAGUUUUAAGUGAUGUCUCGACUCGGUACAAGACCAUCAGCAUCAACAGCGAUUCCAUCAUGACACAUCUCGAAUUCUUCGACGAGGAAUAUUACGACGCCUUUCAAAUUCCUGACUUGGACGACGGAGAUGGAUUAACCGUGGUUGACAAGAGAGGGAAAGGUAUUGGCAAGUUUUACCUUUUGAUUCAAUGGAGAAAAGGGUUUGAUGCAGGAUUGUUCAAGGCGCAUAAUCAUGCACUUGAAUUCGAGCAUAUCUGGGCCAUGCCCAAACCUGCUCGUGAUGAGAAGGUCAGGGAAUGGAUGGAGGCGAUCCUCAAAGAUCUUGCUCAAGAUGUCAAUGAUCGCGCUCGAGAGUACAACAAGUACCAAACCGAGCUGGACGCCAAACGUGAAGAAAAAGUUGGUCACAUCUUGCGUUCGAAGCAAAUUGUGGCAUGCACAACCACCGCCGCGGCAAAAUAUCGCGACCACAUCACCUCAGCUAAACUUGACGUAUUGAUGGUUGAAGAGGCUGGAGAGAUUUUGGAAUGUCACAUUGUGACAGCACUCAGCCAGAGCGUCAAGCAGCUCAUCUUGAUUGGGGAUCACAAACAACUGCGUCCCAAGGUCAACAACUACAAGUUGACCGUUGAAAAGGGGGACGGAUUUGAUCUGAACCGGUCAAUGUUCGAGCGGUUAGUUCUCAAAGGAUAUCCGCAUGUGGUUUUGCAAGCCCAGCAUCGAAUGAGACCAGAUAUCUCAAAGCUGGUUAGACACUUGACAUAUCCGGACUUGGUUGAUGCGCCAGGAACACAAGGCCGUGCCGAUAUUCGGGGCCUUCAAAACAAUGUCGUCUUCAUCCAGCAUUCCCAUCCCGAAGACGAUCUCAUCGAGUACAAUCAUUUCGAUAACAAGAACGACGAGACGUCACACAAGUCAAGCAAGCGCAAUCAGCAUGAGGUCGAAAUGGUUCUCAAGAUUGUCCGCUAUCUAGGCCAACAAGGCUAUCGCACCGACGAAAUUGUCAUUUUAACCCCGUACCUGGGUCAGCUUCGUGCUCUCCAAAAUGCCUUGAAGAAGGACAAUGAUCCAAUCCUUGGUGAUCUCGACUCGGCGGAUCUUGUAAAAGCCGGGUUGAUGACCUCUGCUGCUGCUGAGCUUCAUGCAGACAACUACCAAGGGGAGGAGAGUUUGAUUCCGAUUAUCUCCCUCACGAGGAGCAAUAGCGACCGGAAGAUUGGCUUUAUGGCAUCUCCUGAAAGAGUCAACGUGCUACUUUCACGGGCGAAAGACGGCAUAAUUAUGAUUGGCAAUGCACAAACGUUCAUCGAAGCAAAAGCGCCGCACAACCCAUGGCCCAAACUGUUUGACCUCCUUCAAAAGGAUGGUCAUGUUUACGAUGGCUUGCCAGUACGGUGCGAGCGGCACCCAAAGACAACUGCAGUGCUCAGGCAUCCAGAUGACUUUGAUGCAAAGGCACCAGACGGAGGUUGCACCGAACCUUGUGAUGCAUUCUUGCAAUGUGGACAUAACUGUCCAUCUAGCUGUCACCAAAUCUCCGACCAUUCAAAGAUGAACUGCCAACAGAUCAUGCCUGAUCAAUGUCCAAAGGGGCAUCGAAGGGAGUGGGUUUGUCAUGAAGGUCCCCCUAAGAAGUGCAGAAAAUGCGCCGAAGAUCUCAAGGCUGCUGAGAAGCAACAACGACAGGCAUUCAAGGCUCAAGAGCAGAGAGAAAGAGAGCAGAGGGCUCAUGAUCAGAGGAUGGCAGAGAUUAAUGCUCGCAUUGCUGAGCAGGAAAGCAGAAUUCGAGAGAAGCAAUUGGCAGAGGAGAGGGAGAGGGCCAUUCAGUUGCGCCAAAGGGAUCUCGACGAUCUUAUUAACGCAUCCGUCUCUAUAUCUCGCACCCCAGGAUCAAGGCCCGCGUCACCUCGCAGUUCAAGUCCUACCUCGACUUCCACACAUCUUAGCCACUCUGGCUCCUCUGCACCCUCUUCGACGACGCCGUCACCCGCGAAGCAAGUACCCUCGGCUCCAAAGCAGGCCCGGCCGUCAAUAUCAGGCUUGUCAGCUCGAGCACCCUCCGCAAUUGCAGCUCCGGCUCCCGUGAAGAAACCAACGCCGUCUCCAUCUGAGCAAGAGUGGAAACGGCAAAAAGAGAUCGAAGGUGCCAGAAAUCCGGUGAUUGACGAGAUCAUGGACCUCGGGGGGCUUGAGAUGGUCAAAAAGCAACUGCUGGAGAUUAAAGAUCGAGUCGAAGUUGCCAAGAGGCAAGGGUUGUUGCUCAAGCAAGAACGGUUCAGUGCAUCACUUCUUGGGAAUCCUGGAACGGGUAAAACGACUGUCGCCCGGCUCUAUGGACGCUUCCUCACUUCUCUUGGUGUCAUAGAAGGCACUACGUUUGUUGAGACAACUGGUUCAAAAAUGGCGAGUCAAGGGGUUGACCAAGCCAAGAAGCAGAUUGAACAGUUACUCAAUGCGGGUGGUGGUAUCCUGUUCCUGGACGAAGCAUACCAAAUUGUCGAUAGUGGGCGCCAAGUACUGGACUACUUACUAGCAGAGAUUGAAAACCAGCGCGGCAAGAUUGUUUUCCUCUUUGCCGGAUAUUCACGGGAGAUGGAAAAGUUUUUCGAGCACAAUCCCGGAUUGCCAAGUCGUGUCCCAUAUACGCUGCAGUUCGAAGACUACAGUGACGAGGUUCUCAUGGACAUAUUGGAGAAGAUGAUUCGAAAGAAGUUCAAUGGACACAUGAAGGUGGACGACCCUGACGGCGUUCGUGGGCUCCAUGGCCGCAUCGCUGUUCGUAGACUCGGACAAGGUCGCGGACGUCCCGGAUUUGGCAAUGUUCGAGCACUCGAAAUUGCGUUCGGCCAGAUUCACAGCCGUCAGUCUUCGAGGCUUUCCAACCUUCGAAAGCAAGGGGUGCAAGCCGAUCAAUAUCUAUUGACAAAGGAGGAUCUCAUCGGUCCCGACCCGUCCACUGUCAUUGCGGAGAGCAAGGCAUGGAAAAAGCUACAAGGAAUGAUCGGCCUCGAGUCAGUCAAACAAUCGGUACUCAGCUUUAUGAAAAUGGUCAAGACCAAUUACGAGCGGGAGCUGAAGGAGCUCAAGCCCCAAGAGGUCUCCCUCAACCGCGUCCUUCUCGGCAAUCCUGGUACCGGCAAAACGACCGUCGCAAAGCUCUAUGGACAAAUACUCGCUGAUCUCGGCCUAUUGAGUAAUGGCGAAGUUGUCGUCAAGAACCCGUCGGAUUUCGUCGGAUCUGCCCUUGGAGAAUCUGAGAAGCAGACCAAGGCUAUCAUAGCCACGACUGCUGGAAAAGUUCUGGUCAUUGACGAGGCAUACAUGCUCUAUCCGGGCGAAGGGACAAAUGACCCGUACAAGACGGCAGUAAUCGAUACCAUUGUCGCAGAGGUUCAAAGCACUCCAGGAGAGGAUCGUUGCGUCUUGUUGACCGGAUACAGAGACAAAAUGGAGAACAUGUUCCAAAACGUCAAUCCAGGUCUCUCUCGGCGCUUUGCGAUCGAAAAUGCAUUCGAGUUUGCAGAUUACGACGAUGACGAGCUACUCAAGGCGCUGGAGUGGAAGCUAAAGGACCAGGACCUCACUGCGACUCCUGAAGCCAAGAAGGUUGCAAUCGACGUUCUGAGUCGACAAAGAAACCGACCCAACUUUGGGAAUAUCGGUGCCGUUGAGAACCUCCUUUCUAUGGCAAAAACCCGGAUGCAGAGGCGAAUUAUAGAUGCAGAUGCGCCAUUCGAGCCUGGUGAUUUUGACCCAGACUACCUUCGAAGCCAAAAUGCAAGCGAAAACCUGACCAAGCUGUUUGAAGACACAAUCGGCAGUGAACGCACAGUCGCGCAGCUCAGGAGGUAUCAAAACAUGGCGGAGAAUUGUAGAGCUCGGAAUAUCGACCCUCGUGAAAUGAUCCCGACCAAUUUUGUUUUUAAGGGCCCACCAGGCACUGGCAAGACGACGACGGCGCGGAAGAUGGGCCAAGUCUACUUUGACAUGGGAUUUCUCGCAAGCGCCGAGGUUGUCGAAUGCGCGACGUCGGACCUAAUUGGGCAAUACGUUGGCCAGACUGGUCCAAAGACGAGGGCACAGCUUGACAAGGCGCUCGGACGCGUCCUGUUCAUCGACGAGGCGUAUCGAUUUGCGAAUGGGGACCAUUUCGCUGGCGAGGCAGUGGACGAGCUCGUCAGCUGUUUGACCCAGGAGCGAUACAAGGGCAAGCUUAUUGUGAUCCUCGCUGGGUAUGACCACGAGAUGAACGAUUUGCUUAAAAUGAACCCUGGUCUCUCGAGUCGCUUCACGGAAGAGGUCAUCUUCUCCAACAUGAACCCAGCAGACGGCAUACGGUUAAUCGCUCGAGACUUAUCCAAGAGAGCCAUUGUCUCCGAGGCGUUUGAGGACGAAACGAGCGAUAACUAUUGUAUGGCUCACGAACUCUUGGAACGGCUCUCUAAACUCCCCUCAUGGGGAAACGCCCGCGACCUCAAGGUUCUCGCCACACAAAUGAUCACGCACGUCUUUACGACCUCGGUACCAACUUCAUCCAAAGGCCAGUCUGUCAUUUCUGCACAAGACACGCUCGACUGCAUCUUUAAAAUGCUCGACCAAAAGACCAACCGUGAAUCCUCUCAACCAAAACCUGUACACCAACCAUUACCAGACGCUCCGAUGGCUCCCCCACCCUCUGCACCGACUCCUCCCCGUACAAAGACGACGACUGGAACACGAGAAGCACCAGCCGAACCAGAACGUCCCAAGGCUACGGCUGCAAUCGCAGAAGGCCGUGAUCCGGGAGUGAGUGACGCCAUCUGGGCGCAACUCCAAGCCGACAAGAAAGCCGAAGAGUGCGCGCAAAGAGAGGAUGAGGAGUCUCGAAAGGCCCUGGAAGACUCUCUUGGUGAGGCGGAACGACUUGAACGGGAGCAGGCGAUCAAGGUCGAGCGGAUUAUCGAUGCGACAAAGGCUGCAAAGGAUGAUGAUGAGCGAAAGGAGCUCAUGCGUCAACGGGAGCAAGCUCGACUUCGCGAACGUGCCAUGGCGGAACAAAAGGCAAGGAUGGAAGAGGCGUUGAAGCGGCAAAAGGAAGAAGAGCAGAGGAAGCGAAGGGAAGAGGCCAAAGUCCAGCAAAAGAUUCGAGAUUUAGGGAUAUGCCCAGCCGGAUUCCGAUGGAUCAAGCAGGCGAAUGGAUAUCGCUGUGGUGGUGGAGCCCACUUUUUGAGCAACGCCGAGCUUGGAAUCUGA